Messenger RNA from Fragaria vesca subsp. vesca, 594 nucleotides. Its product is annotated as putative ribonuclease H protein At1g65750-like. The record is from RefSeq and is a predicted model, not a curated record. The coding region runs from base 1 to 594 and encodes 197 amino acids. The transcript has a single exon. Lineage: Eukaryota; Viridiplantae; Streptophyta; Magnoliopsida; Rosales; Rosaceae.
AUGAAGAAUACUGUAGGUGAGCUUUGCAUUUUACAUCGCAUUGGUAUUAAGGGUAGGCCAUCUAAAGCUCCGAAAAUUGUUGAAGUUAUGUGGCAUGUUCCCUCUAUUUAUCAAGUCAAGCUUAACACUGAUGGUGCGGCUCGUGGCUCUCCUGGUCUGGCAGGUUUUGGUGGCAUUUUUCGAGAUCAUUUGGGUCAUGUUUUAGGUUGUUUUUCAGGAAAUCUUGGCAUUGCUAAUGCAUUAGAAGCUGAGCUGCAGACGGUCAUUCACGCCAUUCAAAUGGCUUCGCAGAGAGGUUGGCAUUCUCUUUGGAUUGAAAGUGAUUCUACUUUAGUGAUUCAUUUUCUUUCUUCAUUUCAAGUAGAUGUUCCUUGGCGUUUCACUACUGAAUGGUUUAACUGUCGGACUAUUCUUACUACUAUGACUGUUAAAGUAUCUCAUAUUUAUCGGGAGGGUAACAGCAUUGCCGAUUGCUUAGCAAAUUUUGGUGCGGAUAAUGCGGGAGUUCAUUGGUGGGAUUCAUGUCCACCUUGUGCAAUUACAGCUUAUUCACGUGAUUUAGCAGGCUUUCCCAACUAUUGUUUUAGUUUCUGA